AUGAUGGGGGGCGCUUGCGGCGGGCUGCUGGGCUUCGGAGGCGUGGUUGGAGCAGGUGCGGCGCCGCCGCCCGGAAGCCAGGGGCAGUGGAUUCAUGGGCCAGCUGCACCUCCGAUGCUGGGAGGGCUCGGGCUCUACCCCGGCUGCGAGGUCGAGGGCGUGUUCCUCGACAGGUGCGGCUCGCCCGUCGGCGCGGCGAGGUUCGCCGUGAGGGGCAGCUGGCCGCCCGACGUCGUGGGCAUGUUCUUGAAGUGCCAACUCCUCGCGACGAGCGUGCCGCUGCACGAGCCCAUGCUCCAGGGGCUGUUCGGCAUGGGCCAGGCGGUGCUCCACUUGCGUGGCGGUCGACCCGCGGUGAUCUGCAGCCAGCAGGAGAUGUGGCCAGGGCGGCAGGUCGUGCACGUGGACACCUUCCGCGUGGCCCCCCCUCCGGCCUUCGGCGCAGGGUUGCCUGGAGCCGUCCCGGGGGCCGCUGCGCCCAAGGCUGCGGCUGGCGUGGUGGCGCUGGCGGCCCUCCCUGGAGGGGCGAGCGUUGCGGCAGGAGGCGCAGCGGGCCCAGGUGACGGCGACGGCGCAGGCAGUUCGGGCUACCUCGACCCCAAGAAGUUGAAGGAGAAACUGGAGAAGCUGCGUCAUCGUCUGGCCCAGAAGCGUGAUAUCGGGUCGCUCUUGGCGUCGAGGGCCGGUGCAUUAUUAGCAUCGGGUCUCGAGCAGAUCAAGCAGCUGCUGGCGCAGAGGGGUGGUGCGGACACGGAGAAGAACCUGAACAGCAUGUCGGCGAUGGUGGUGCAGUACAUCGCGUCGGCGUGGCACGGGCGGCACCCGCCUCAUACGAUGGGGGUGCGGAACACCAAGGAGAUGCGGAUGAUCGGAGAGUGCCUGGACGCGUUGCUGGCAGGUCGCCUGCCCGAGCUGGGCGACAUGCUGAUGCAGAAGCUCAAGGCCAUUGAGCAGGUCGGCGCCGACGCGAACGCCAGCCUCGCGCGGGCCAGCGAGGUUCGCGACGCCGUCAGCGCAUUCGAGGACGAGGCGAGGCUGGCGCAGCACCUGGCGGCCGCUGGCAAGAAGACUG
Messenger RNA from Prorocentrum cordatum, 1072 nucleotides. Lineage: Eukaryota; Dinophyceae; Prorocentrales; Prorocentraceae. The record is from the annotation of a GenBank genome assembly.